CUCAGUGUACUUGUAGCCUUUGUAGAGAGAGCAUGUGCGUCUCUCGGCCUCUCUCGCACAUUCUUUAGCCACCUGAGUUAUUUUUAUUUUUAUUUUUAUUUUAUGAAAUCGUCGCUGUGAGUGAUUUGAUUUAUAUAAGUUUAUUGAUUUGUGAAGAAAAGGAAGAGAGAAACUAUACCCGCACGUGCCUUGGAAAUACUUGCUUCAUUUCGCCUUCGUCUGCAUAAACUCCCACGAACGUGAGAACAAGAGGAACGGAAACGAAGAAAAAUCCGUCACGAGAACGCUGGAUGGAAGAGAGAUAGAAGAGGAAACAAGAAAUAACCAAAGAAGCCCGGCGCCCUCCUCCAGCCCCUGCCACUGCAUUCUCAUUUUCCGCCCCCUUCCCCCCAUUCAUGAUUUUUAAACAAUUAGCAACUAAAACUCCCAUUGACAAAAUCUUGAUCGCGUUCAUUCAUAAAUCCGUGUGUCGUCGGGAGGGUUGGCACACCUCAACCACCCUUCUUUCACCCAUUAUAUUCCCUCGCUUCAAAACUGGUCUUCCUCGUGACACAAGCAAAAACAUUAACAAAAUCAACCUCCAGUUAUAAUAGUCUGCUGCUACCUAUCGGGAGGAAUUUCGAAAAAGUUCACAUACUCGCCAGCCUCUAACUUCCUCUCCCCUCUUCUUCCUUCCUCCCCUCUUCCCGUCCGAGAUUUUCCCCAUCCCACCCCCCUUACUCCGUCGGGCGAACUGGGAUUUCCCUCCCCAUUCCCCAUUACUUUUAAAAGAUCGACUCAUCGCGUUCAUUCAUAAAUCCCCUGUCGCCCGGGAGUGUUGGCCUACCUCCCCCAGCGCCUCUUCCCCUCCCCGCCUCCCCAUUGCCCCGCCGCCAGCCCGGAUCGGCCUCCCCAUUCCCCAUUAAUCCAGAAAUCCUCCCCCCCGCCCGCGUUCAUUCAUAAAUCCCCUGUCGCGUCGGGAGUGUUGGCACACCUCCCCCCAGCGCUGUUUCCCCUCCCCCGCCUCCCUGUUCCCCCCUGCCCCCGCCGCCGCGCCCUCCCCACUCCCCAUUAAUCCCCAGGCCCCCCGGCGCGUGCACAAAUCCCCCCGGCCGCCCAUUCACAAAUCCCGAGGCGCGGGAGGGUUGGCCGCCCUGGCGCGCACUCCAAGAUGGCGACGAGCGGCAAGCCUCGCCACGGGCAGCCCAAGAACAUCUCCUCGCUCAUCUCGCGGCUCCACGGGGCUUUCGCCGAUGCCAUGGCGCCGCCCAAGCUCGUCAUAGACAGACGGACCCUAGAGAAAACCUGGAAGCUCAUGGACAAAGUGGUAAAGCAGUGCCAGCAGACCAAGAUGAACCUGAAGAACUCGCCUCCCUUCAUCUUGGAUAUUUUGCCCGACACUUACCAGCACCUGAGGCUCAUUUACACCAAAUACGAGAACAGUCUCCACACCCUCAACAAUAACGAGUAUUUCAAGGUCUUUGUGGAGAACAUGAUGCGCAAGUGCAAGCAAGCGCUACGCCUCUUCAAGGAGGGCAAGGAGCUGAUGUUUGACGAGAGCUCGCACUACCGGCGCAACCUGACGAAACUCUCACUGGUCUUCUCGCACAUGCUGUCAGAGCUCAAGGCCACCUUCCCCCAGGGCUCCUUUGCGGGCGACCAGUUCCGGAUCACCAAGGGCGACGCGGCAGAUUUCUGGAAAAAGUGCUUUGGAGACAGAACGGUGGUGCCUUGGAGAUACUUCCGCGACACACUGAGCGAGGUGCACCCCAUAGGCUCCGGGCUGGAGGCCAUGGCGCUAAAAUCCACCAUAGACCUGACCUGCAAUGAUUACAUAUCCAGUUUCGAGUUCGAUGUCUUCACCAGACUAUUCCAGCCAUGGCCAACGUUGUUACGCAACUGGCAGAUCCUAGCAGUCACACAUCCGGGUUACGUUGCCUUCCUCACUUAUGAUGAGGUCAAAGCCAGAUUACAAAAAUAUAUUAACAAACCAGGAAGUUAUGUGUUCCGACUGUCAUGUACACGGCUGGGCCAGUGGGCCAUUGGCUACGUGACGAGUGAUGGCAGUAUCCUUCAAACCAUUCCGCAGAAUAAGUCCCUCUGUCAGGCGCUCCUCGAUGGACACAGAGAAGGAUUCUAUUUGUAUCCCGACGGGCGGAAUAUAAAUCCAGACUUGUCUUGGGUUGUACAAGACACUCCAGAGGACCAUAUAAAGGUUACUCAAGAACAGUACGAGUUGUACUGUGAAAUGGGGUCCACAUUCCAGCUUUGCAAAAUCUGUGCAGAAAACGACAAGGAUAUUAGAAUAGAACCCUGUGGCCAUCUCCUCUGUACGCCGUGUUUAAUGUUAUGGCAGGAUUCAGAAGGCCAGGGCUGCCCCUUCUGCCGAGCAGAGAUCAAGGGAACGGAGACAAUCAUAGUGGACCCGUUUGACCCCCACAAACAGCACCGCACGCAAUCUCUGUCUAGUGGUCAGCUGAUAUAUAUGGAGGAGGAGGAUGAGGCUGCCCAGAAAGAUCAACACCCCCCCAUGGACGACGUCGCGACCACAGGCGAGAGCCGCGAAGCUUCCGAUGCCUCAAGGAGAGACAAGGAGAGUCCUAAGGUCGAGCAGCGGCUGUCGGGAGCCCCGGCGAGAGGCGCGAGAGGCGCGGCGGCCGCGCCAAAGAAGCGACUGACCGAAAAGCCCAAGUGGUAUGUCGAAAACCCCGAGUCGAACGACCCGCCGCAGAUCCCGAGCAGAGCCCCAGCAGGUGCCGAGCCGAGGCGCUCGUCGUCCACGCCGUCGCCCGGGGCCAAGAGGGCGGGCAAAUCCCUGGUCGAGCGUCCGAGGUCUCACGAGAUCGCGAAGACUGCGUCGCUGAAGGAGGCGAGGUGGUCGCUGGAUCUGCUGGCGGGGGAAAGACACACGAAGCACCGGCGGCCUCUUCCUCCGGUGCCCCAGACCGAUGACGGAGGAGAGGAGGAGGAAGAGAAAGGGCAAGAACGGAAAGAAGAGAAGGAGGUGACAGAGAGACCUCCGCCCAUUCCUCCUCUGCCUUCCUUCUUGCGCAACAACAAAAUGCCUCCGAGAUCCGCCUCAAAUUACUCGUCUCCCUCUUCCAGCUCCUCCGCUUGCUCCUCCCCAUCUCUCUCCCGACAGCUAGCGGAGGAGGAAGAGAAGAAACAGAAACAAAUGGAAAGAACGGAAAUAGUGGCAAAACUGAAGAUGCUGCUGCCUUCGUUCGACGACAAGGACAUCAGCGACGAGGAGGCGGCCCUCCCGCUGCCCCACGAGCUCGAGGGCAAGGACAUCAGCGACCUGAUGCGCUUCGUCGAGGCCAGCUGCGAGGACCGCGGCGCGUACCCGAACCUCGUCUACAACUACAGCGAGCUCCCGAACGGGUCGCCACCCCCGUCGCCGCCCGCGCGGGUCGACAGCAUGCCCCCCGGACAGCCCGAUUCGAACCACUCUCCUCCGACUUCGGGGAAUCCACCCUCGGGGAGCCCCGAAGAGGGCGGCGGGGGAGGAGCCAAGCCCAAGGAAGCCUCGCAGCCUCCUCAGCCGACGCGAAGGUUGACCCUGAAGAGGAAGCAAGCCAAGAGGAAGGACGAAGGUGCUGCGGCAGACGGUGGGGGGCGGGGCGAGGCCGCGGAGAAGGGAUCGCGGAGCCCCCUCAUGUCGCCCGGAGCCUCCCCUCGGGUCCUCAGGCGAGAUGACGUCAUCCCCCCGCCCCCCGUGCCCCCCAGGAAGGCCAGCCCCGCCCCCAGCCCCCCCUCGACCCCCUCCAUGCCGCACAGACUCGGCCUUCACGACCUCGACGACGAGGAGGAGCUCGAGCUUCCCCCCGCCCCCCCACGGACGCUCUCCUCCUCCACCCUCUCCACGCCCAUGGUCGUCAACGCGCCCGCGACGCCCAUCACGCCCAUGUCUCCGCCGAGGACCAUCACGAUCGUCACGCUCGACCCCAACAACGUCACGGUUGAGUCGUCGACCGUCGGGCCCACCAAGGACGGGGGGCCGGCCCUCAUCGGCGGCGGCGGAGUGCGGAAGCCCAGCGCGCCCUCGCCCCUGCGGCACCGCCCCCUCUCGGUGCCACACAUAGUGCCAAGGACCAGUAAGCUGAUGCGCGUGUCGGGCUCGAACCCCUCGCUGUCGUCCUCGUCGUCUUCGCCCACGUCGACGCCCGCCACGACGCCCACGCCCUCCGCCCCGCCCUUCCCCCCGCACUACCCCGCCUGCACUUCGUCCUCCUCCUCCUCCGCGCCCUUCGCCUCCGUCAGCCUACCCAGCUGCUCCUCCUCCCAGUCGACGGCGCAGCAGCAGUACCAGCGGCAGCAGGGCACGCCCACGUCCCCCCUAGGAGGCCCCCCGACCACCACGGCGCCGCCCCCGCCUGUGUGCCUGUCCUCGCCCGUCACCGUCACCUACACGCCCGUGCUCACCUCCGACGACGACCUGGCGAUCCCGCCCGAGGCCUCCACCACCUCCGCCACGUCGACCACCACCACCGUCACCACCACCACGUCCUCCUCCUCCUCCUCCAUAGGGUUCAGCUCCUCCUCCUCCUCCUCCGUCACCACAAGCGUCACCUUCUCCUCCACCUCCACCUGCUCCUCGUCCUCCGCGCCGUCGCCCGUCAGCGUCGUCAGCGUCGCCGUCACGCCCAGACCGAGGACGAUCCUGCCGUCGCACUCCUCCCUCAUGCCCCCCACCCCCUCCACCACCCCCUCCCCCUCGUCCCCUUCCUCCAUCACUUCGUCUACCUCAUCUUCGUCUUCGUCGGCCUCCAUCACGGGCGUCGCGGGGGGAGGCCCGGCGGACGUCGACAGAAGACCCAGCGGGACCAGUCACGCCGGGGAGCUGGAGGACAUCCACGAGGAGCCGCCGUACGAGAACACCACUCUGCCCCCGCCAGUUUGUUCAUCGACCGCGAGGAAGUCUGCGACGGACUCCGACCUUCCGAACUUCCCUGCGCCUUCUGCACCGCCGCUGGCCUUGAUCACGAAGUCUCUCUCGGCCGACAGGAGCAUGAACGUCUCUGAGGGCGCGGGCGAGGGCGAGGACGCCCACACUGCGUACGAGAACCUGCACAUGGACUACCUAGCGACGCUGACGCAGGAGGGCUUCGCGCAGGACGCCGUCAUCCGCGCUCUGGUCAUCACGAGGAACGACAUCGUGAUGGCCAGGGACAUCCUCAGGGAAUUCGCCUCCAAGAGAAAUUAGGGAGAGAGCGGGAAGGAAGGAUGGAGAAGGAGGGAGAAGGAAAGAGGGAAAAGGAAUGAGAAGGAAGGUUAAAAGCGCAGAUUUUGGUGGUGAUGGCGUAGUGAGGGAGAACAUAGAAAGGGCGGGAAGGAGGGGAAGAGAAGGAGUGAGAUGGAGGAAGACGGAGAAAGAAGAGAACAUAUUGUAAAAAGCAAAGAAGAAGAAGAGAGAAAGAGAGAGAGAGAGAGAGAGAAAGAGAGAGAAUACGAAGGGAUUGAUUUAUUGGUGAAGUACAGACUGAGAAUGGGAAAGAUAAAAGGAAAAAUGAACGAUGUUGAAAAUGCAAAGAGAAGAGUUAAAUAAUAUGUGAAGCGAAAGAGAGAGAAGGAUGGGGGAAUAUCAGAAAGGGAAAUAAAAUGCUAGAAGAUAAAUUGAAAGUGAAUAGUAAUAAAAAUGAUAAAAAAAAAAGCAAUGAAAAUAGUGAUAAUAUAAUUAUAUAUACGUAUGCCUUGUAAUUUAGCGAGAUGUGACAAGUGGUUCCCCCUCUGAAGACAUUACUGAAACGGGCAAGAAAAAAAAUAAAUAUUGUAAGAUAACAAAAUAAAAAGUGCUAAAGUGUAUAGAUAUAAGUAAAACGAGGAAUUUACAACCAAUGUCUAAGUGCUGAAGUGUCUGGAUCGUGUUAUUGUGAUCUUCAUUUGCUUUCGUCGUAAAAUCGGUUUUCUUUCUCUUUGUCUCUCUAUUGCCUCUCCUCUCCCCCCCUCCCUCCCCAAGUGAAUGCAAAAUAAGGAAACAAGUAUAAAACUUUUAGGGUUUUUAUUCCCGUUAAAAAAAGUGUUUUAACUAUGGUGCUCUCCGGAGAAUUUAAUAUACUGUUAUAGAUAUUACACCAAAAAUAAUAUAUAUAUACAUAUUAAAAACAGGUCAGUGUUGCGUUUUUACUUUAUUUUAUUAUUACUAUUUUUCUUUGACGAGGAGAACAUCCCUUUGGCGGGCGUUCGUUUUCCUUACAUGUAGAUUGUUGAACAGGAACCAAUGUAAUUAUAACUAUAUUUAUAUCUUAUUCUAUUUACUAGAAACGCGUACAAUCAAGCAUAGAAAGUGGUUUGUGUUGGCAUUCUAGCAUGUGAGCACAGAACCCUUGCGUUUUUAAUCAUGUAGUACAAUGUGUUCUUAUCUAUACUCUGACACGGAUUUAGUGUCGAUGGUGUGAGUUGCCAGUUCGCGGCAAUUUGUUUUUUGUGCCAAUUGUUACCUGAUAGGACAGGAAAUUUUAGGGAGGAAGAUAAAUAAAUAAUUAAAGAAGAACAAGUAAGAGAACAACGCGCAAUGAUAUAAGCAUUAACAAGUUUUAAAUAAUUAAAUCUGUACCUGUGACUAGGCAUCCCAGAGUACCCGUUGGCGGGCGAAGUGGGGGGAAAAGAGGAAAUCUAGGGGACAUAAAUGGGUUAGUUUUUGAGGGGAAAUAAGACUGGCGAGGCAGAUCUUAGGGAGAAAUGAAGAUUAUA
Penaeus chinensis is the source of this 6672-nucleotide messenger RNA. It is a transcript of the gene Cbl, whose product is annotated as E3 ubiquitin-protein ligase CBL-like. The transcript has 14 exons. Gene Ontology annotation, biological process: cell surface receptor signaling pathway; negative regulation of epidermal growth factor-activated receptor activity. The record is from RefSeq and is a predicted model, not a curated record. Gene Ontology annotation, cellular component: membrane raft; plasma membrane. Gene Ontology annotation, molecular function: SH3 domain binding; receptor tyrosine kinase binding; phosphotyrosine residue binding. NCBI's taxonomy places the organism in Eukaryota, Metazoa, Arthropoda, Malacostraca, Decapoda, Penaeidae. Bases 1151 to 5185 code for a protein of 1344 amino acids.